Molecule: messenger RNA, 843 nt
Organism: Amyelois transitella
Lineage: Eukaryota; Metazoa; Arthropoda; Insecta; Lepidoptera; Pyralidae
Product: trypsin 3A1-like
Exons: 6
Coding region: 1-843 (280 amino acids)
Biological process (GO): proteolysis
Molecular function (GO): serine-type endopeptidase activity
Source: RefSeq, a predicted model, not a curated record
AUGUGUGCAAACUACACAGGCCGUUUGACAUCAGAAUGUGUUGAAAAGUACUACCGGACCUUCGUGACGAGAUCGGUGCCGCCCAGGAACUACAAGUACUUCCACGAGCUGACUCCUGAAGAUGUGGAAGAUCAGAAUGACUAUACUGAAAUCGCUUACCGGAUAGUGGGGGGGAAGCAGAUAUCAAUUGAACAAGCCCCGUAUCAGGUUUUGUACGGGAAGUUCUGCGGAGGCACCCUCAUUGCCCCGGAGUGGGUCAUCACAGCUGCUCAUUGCCAAGAGAAGGAAGAUUUUGUCUACCUCGGCUCAACCUACCGCUCACAGGCCAUCCCCUACAGGAUCUGCGCUCACUUCACUCAUCCCCUACACACAAGUAGUCCGAACUCAGCUCACUCCCACGACUAUGAUUACCAGCUCGUAUUACUGGAGCAGCCGGUGCCGAUCACUAGGUUCAGCAGGCCCAUAGCUAUUGGUAAUGUGGACGAUGUGAGACCUGGGAACAUGAUUGCUGUCAGCGGCUGGGGGCAUGCUGUUUUUAAGCAAAGAAAGAUGGAGGACAUUCUCAGGCAAGUGUCAGUUCCAAUAAUAACGCGGGAGAAAUGUAUUCAGUCUCCUCAUUCGAUGUACCAGAACAUUACCGAGAGGAUGUUCUGUGCUGGCUAUGAAGAGGGGGCUAAGGAUUCUUGUCAGGGUGAUUCAGGUGGUCCAGCGGUGCUCAAAGGCAAAAUAGUCGGCUUAGUGUCAUUUGGUGUCGGCUGCGCGCUGAAAGAAUUUCCAGGGGUGUACACCAACAUACCCCUGGCCAGAAAAUGGAUCAGAUCUGUGGUGGGCUUGCCGUUGUAA